AGCGUAACCGGGGCCGACCUGAUGCGCAAAGGUGUGACACCCCCCAACCCCACACCCCCCGCAGGGUUUGGGGACCCCUCGCUCUUCACCGAUGGCAUCACCAACAAGCUCGUGGCUUGCUACACCGACGAGGGCAUGGCGGACGCGGUGCUGGUCCGUGUCUACGGCAGGAAGACGGAGCUGUUCGUGGACCGGGAGACGGAGCUGAGGAACUUCCAGGUGCUGCGCGCCCACGGCUGCGCCCCUGACCUCUACUGCGCCUUCCAGAACGGGACCUGCUACCAGUUCCUGCCGGGCAUCGCGCUGGGGCCCGACCACGUGCGGGACCCCCACAUCUUCAGGUUGGUGGCCCAGGAGAUGGCCCGGGUACACGCCAUCCACGCCAACGGGAGCCUCCCCAAGCCCAUCCUCUGGCAGAAGCUGCACAAAUACCUCGCCCUCGUGAAGACGGAUCUCAGCCCAAAGGUAUCCAACCCCAGCCUCCAGCAGGACAUGCCCAGCCUGGAGAUGCUUGAGCACGAGCUGGCCUGGAUGAAGGACACGCUCUCCCAGCUGGGGUCCCCCGUCGUGCUUUGCCACAACGACCUGCUCUGCAAGAACAUCAUCUACAACAGGACACAAGAGCACGUUCGCUUCAUAGACUACGAGUACACCGGGUACAACUACCAGGCGUUUGACAUUGGAAACCACUUUAAUGAGUUUGCGGGCGUGAAGGAGGUGGAUUACCGCCUCUACCCCGGCAAGGAGACCCAGCUGCAGUGGCUGCGCUCCUACCUGCAGGCCUACAAGCAGCUCACCCAGGGGGACCGAGGAGGCACGGGGGUGUCCGAGGAGGAGCUGGAGGCUCUCUACGUGCAAGUGAACAAGUUUUCUUUGGCAUCCCAUUUCCUCUGGGCAUGCUGGGGCCUGAUCCAGGAUAAAUACUCUACCAUAGAUUUUAACUUCUUAAGAUAUGCAAAGCUAAGGUUUAAACAGUACUUCAAGAUGAAGCCGGUGGUCACAGCCCUGCAGAUCUCUAAAUAGCAUCGCUGGCCUGUGAGACCCCGAGCUAUUUUUGUCCUCGCUGCGUCCACAGCCCUCGCGUCUCCCUCUCCCCUUCCCCACCCCAGCUGGGGGACGAGGGCAGGUCCUGAGGGUG
Messenger RNA from Leptosomus discolor (cuckoo roller), 1138 nucleotides. The record is from RefSeq and is a predicted model, not a curated record. NCBI's taxonomy places the organism in Eukaryota, Metazoa, Chordata, Aves, Leptosomiformes, Leptosomidae.